This is a messenger RNA of Mauremys mutica (yellowpond turtle), 3480 nucleotides long. RefSeq names its product autocrine motility factor receptor (gene AMFR). Gene Ontology annotation, biological process: endoplasmic reticulum unfolded protein response; protein K48-linked ubiquitination; ubiquitin-dependent protein catabolic process. Gene Ontology annotation, cellular component: endoplasmic reticulum; ubiquitin ligase complex; cytosol. NCBI's taxonomy places the organism in Eukaryota, Metazoa, Chordata, Testudines, Geoemydidae. The coding region runs from base 90 to 1973 and encodes 627 amino acids. Gene Ontology annotation, molecular function: ubiquitin protein ligase activity; ubiquitin binding. The transcript is spliced from 14 exons. The record is from RefSeq and is a predicted model, not a curated record.
GCCGGGAGGGAGGGAGCGUUAGGCCGCGGGCGCGGGGGACAGGCCCGGCUCUGGGAAGCGGAGGGGGCCGCUGGAGGCCCGAGGCCGCGAUGCCGCUGCUCUUCCUGGAGCGCUUCCCCUGGCCCAGCCUGCGCACCUACACCGGGCUCAGCGCGCUGGGGCUGCUCGCCAGCGUCGUCAGCGCCUACCGCGCCCUCAGCCAGGGCCCCGCCGGGCCCCCGGAGCCUGCGCCCGCAGCCGGGCCCCAGCCCCUGGACGUCGCCUACUACCUGCUGUCUGACAGCCUCUGCGUCUGGGUACUGGUGAAUACUGCCUGCUGUUUCCUGAUGUUGAUUGCUAAACUAAUCCAGUGUGCAGUGUUUGGUCCUCUUCGUGUUAGUGAGAAGCAGCAUCUCAAGGACAAAUUCUGGAAUUUCAUCUUCUACAAGUUUAUCUUUAUCUUUGGUGUGCUGAAUGUUCAGACAGUGGAAGAGGUGGUCAUGUGGUGCCUCUGGUUCUCUGGGCUUGUGUUUCUCCACCUCAUGGUUCAGCUCUGCAAGGAUCGAUUUGAAUAUCUUUCCUUCUCUCCCACCACCCCAAUGAGCAGCCACGUCAGAGUCCUGGCUCUGCUGAUUGCCAUGUUACUCUCCUGCUGUGGUCUAGCAGUGAUCUGUGGCGUUAUCGGCUAUACGCAUGGAAUGCACACUCUAGCUUUCAUGGCAGCAGAGUCGCUACUUGUGACAGUGAGAACUGCUCAUGUGAUUUUACGUUAUGUAAUUCAUCUCUGGGAUCUCAACCAUGAAGGAACCUGGGAGGGCAAGGGAACGUAUGUGUAUUAUACAGAUUUUGUCAUGGAGCUAACCUUGCUUUCACUGGACCUGAUGCAUCAUAUUCACAUGCUGCUGUUUGGCAAUAUCUGGUUGUCGAUGGCCAGCCUGGUGAUUUUUAUGCAGCUGCGUUAUUUGUUCCAUGAGGUUCAGCGUAGAAUCCGUCGUCACAAGAACUACUUGCGUGUGGUUGGAAACAUGGAAGCUAGGUUUGCAGUUGCAACUCCUGAAGAGCUAGCUGUCAAUAAUGAUGACUGCGCCAUUUGCUGGGACUCCAUGCAGACUGCCCGUAAACUCCCAUGUGGGCACCUCUUCCACAACUCAUGCCUGCGUUCCUGGCUUGAACAGGAUACAUCCUGCCCCACUUGCAGAAUGUCUCUCAAUAUCACUGACAACCACCGAGUUAGGGAGGACCACCAGAGGGAGAAUCUAGAUGAGAACUUGGUACCUGUGGCAGUAGCAGAAGGCAGACCUCGCUUGAACCAGCACAAUCACUUCUUCCACUUUGAUGGCUCUCGUAUCGCUAGCUGGUUGCCCAGUUUUUCAGUGGAAGUGAUGCACACUACUAAUAUCCUGGGUAUUGCGCAAGCGAGCAACUCACAGCUCAAUGCUAUGGCCCAUCAGAUUCAAGAGAUGUUCCCUCAGGUUCCUUACCAUAUAGUUCUACAGGAUCUGCAGCUGACACGCUCGGUAGAAAUAACAACUGACAACAUCUUAGAGGGGCGCAUCCAGGUACCUUUCCCAACACAGCGUCCAGAUAGUGUUAGGCCUGCGACAAACAGUUCAGUGGAAAGGCAUAAUUCCGAUCAGGAGGAAGCGGAAACUGCUAUCCAGACUGAGAGAGUGCCACUUGAACUCAGUCCGAGACUGGACGAGAUGGUGGAGUUCAGUGAAAUGGAAUCAGAACCCAGUGAGACAGAAGAUUUUGAGGCCAGAGGAAGUCGCUUCUCCAAGUCAGCUGAUGAAAGGCAGCGUAUGUUAGUUCAGCGGAAGGAAGACCUGCUGCAGCAAGCUCGCAAGCGUUAUUUAAACAAAACCCCUGAUGAGGACUCCACCUCCGAGAGCCCCUUUCUGUCUGAGGGUGCUGCCUCUGACCCCGUCACCGUGCGCCGCAGAAUGUUAGCCGCUGCUGCCGAACGGAGACUGCAGAUGCAACAGAUCUCUUAGCACUCUCUGCUGCUGCCACCACCGCCUCCUCAUGAGCAAUGUUUAAAUAAAUAAAUAAAUAAACCCUGCACUCUUCAUACCAGCAGGAAGUCUCUCUUCCAAGCUCAGCUAGCUGUGCUGAUGAGUGAGCUGGCUGCGUCUCUGCUGUAUAAAGCAUGUGGUCUAAUAGUGUUUGGACAGCUGACAGAUUAACCUUUCGUUUGGUAAUAUUUUCUAUGUGACACUUAUCCCCUUCACAAACAAAUGCAGUUUUUAAAGCUUGGGCGUGAUUUCUGCUGCUAGCAUAAGGCGCAGGCCUGCGGCAGAGGCAAGGGAAAGACUGCAGCCUAGAUUAACAGCUGUGUGCAUAGGUCGCUGGAGGUGCUUGCGUGUUUAGCUUGAGAUCAUCCAAGGGGAGUAUUAGAAGAAAGAAUUGAAGUGUUGAGAUUCACAGCGAACCCCAUCUUAAGUCAGCAGGCAGCCACGGCCAAGUUACGGUACAUAUCAAGAAUGAGUAAAAAAUGUUACACAGGCCUGCUCGGACAUCGAUAAAUGCUGAAAUGUGGGAGCAGGCAUCCCAGCAUGGUGCUGGGAAGCGAAUUCUUAGAGUGGAUGGUCACAGUUGUCUAACUACAAAACUUAUAAGUAAAGCAUGGGUUGUACAGUGAGGUGCUAGCUCAUGCUGGUCUCAGUAAAACAAUUUCUUUGACCGUUUCUGAGCUCCUCUUCACUUCCCCUUUCUAGCUCUGCUCACUCCCUGGAGCUUUUAUUUUUCUAUGCAUUUCAUUGCCAGCGGCAGAUGGGUGGCUGAGAAGAAUAAAGCUAAAAAGGGGUCACAAGGCAAAUAGAUUAGACAUUUGAAAUCAGUGUUACAAUAUGUUGGUGGAAUGUAGUUGAAACCUACAAGUUUGGUCUCUCGAGUGACAUGCAAAGAAGGGUCCAUACACGGAUGGAUUGGACUUUAUUGAAGAGACCAGUGACGGCUACAGUAUCUUGCUUUUUAUUUUUUUAACCUUGCAUUGUGUAGUAAUAUACCCAUUAGUUUAAUCGAAUGUACAGACGCAAGAAGAAUCAAGGCUGCUGACCUUCAGGUUAGCUGUGAACAAAUCCCAACUUUUCUCAAAAAAUUUAAAGACCUUUUGACUUUAGACACAUUUGAAACCUACAAUCCUAGGUUAUAUAGCUCAGUUUUACAUGACAGUGGCUUAAUUUUAAAUGUUUUGAGGAGUGUCUUCUAGUAUCACUGUCCUUUGGAAGGAGCCCAGUAUUAUCUAGAAUUAUUGGUAAUUUUUUUUUUUACUGCCGGUUUUUAGGACAUUUAAGUGAAUUUAAUGACAGGAUGAAUCGCAGAAAUGUUUUGGUGAAGAUAAUUUAUUUUGAUGAAUCUCUUUGGAAUGCCUUACCUUGCAGUGCUGUUAGUAAACUUUCAAAUGUGUGUGUGUAAGAGAGAUUUGGUUUUGCUCAGAGCACAGCUGUUUGUUUUAUUGUUUAAAAAAAUUAAAAAAAACACCACCCUUCUUGAUCAGUG